Messenger RNA from Leptosomus discolor (cuckoo roller), 1293 nucleotides. RefSeq names its product cyclin L2 (gene CCNL2). The record is from RefSeq and is a predicted model, not a curated record. Gene Ontology annotation, biological process: regulation of transcription by RNA polymerase II. Lineage: Eukaryota; Metazoa; Chordata; Aves; Leptosomiformes; Leptosomidae. Gene Ontology annotation, molecular function: cyclin-dependent protein serine/threonine kinase regulator activity.
AUGGCUACGGGACAGGUGCUAUUUCAACGUUUUUUUUAUACCAAGUCUUUUGUGAAGCAUUCCAUGGAGCAUGUGUCAAUGGCCUGUGUUCAUCUGGCAUCCAAAAUUGAAGAAGCACCAAGACGCAUAAGGGAUGUAAUUAAUGUGUUCCAUCGCCUUAGACAUCUACGGGAAAAAAAAAAACCUGUGCCUCUAAUACUGGAUCAAGAGUAUGUGAACUUGAAGAAUCAAAUUAUUAAGGCAGAAAGAAGAGUGCUAAAGGAGUUGGGAUUUUGUGUUCAUGUAAAGCACCCUCAUAAGAUAAUCGUUAUGUACCUUCAGGUAUUAGAAUGUGAACGUAACCAACACCUGGUCCAGACUUCAUGGAAUUACAUGAACGAUAGCCUGAGAACAGAUGUCUUUGUGAGAUUCCAGCCAGAAAGCAUCGCCUGUGCGUGCAUUUACCUCGCAGCGAGGACGCUGGAGAUUCCCCUUCCUAAUCGUCCACACUGGUUUUUGCUCUUUGGAGCAACAGAGGAAGAAAUUCAAGAAAUCUGCUUAAAAAUUUUGCAACUCUAUACUCGGAAAAAGGUUGAUUUAUCUGAUCUGGAAAGUAAAGUAGAAAAGAAGAAAUUGGCCAUUGAAGAGGCAAAAGCACAAGCUAAAGGUCUGGUACCUGAGGGAGCCCCGAGUUUGGAUAACACAUCAGGAUUUUCCCCUAUCCCGAAAAAUGGCUUGUUUUUUCUAGAGUCUCCAAAAGAGGUUAAAGGAAAUAAACCUUCACCCUUACCUGUUCAGGCAAUGAAGAAUGCUAAAAGGAAAAUAGAGGGAGCGAAAAGGACGAGUUCAAAUAGCCCAGUGAACGGCGUUCAGAAAGGAAGAGAAAGCAGAAGUCGAAGUGGAAGUCGAGAUCAAAGUUACUCCAGAUCACCAUCCAGAUCUGCCUCCCCGAAGCACAGGAAAAGUGAAAGUUACUCCACAUCGAGCGGUUCCAAAUCCCACAGCCGUUCCAGGAGCCGCAGUGACUCUCCUCCGAGACAGUUCAACCACAGUUCUAGCUACAAAGGUUCCAAGGUGAGAAGUUACAAGAAAUCAAAAGACUACAAAUACUCGACCCACAAACCACGGAAAUCACGCAGCAGGAGCUCGUCGCGGUCCAGGAGCCGAUCCCGGGAGCGCUCGGACCAUUCGGGGAAGUACAAGAAGAAGAGUCACUACUACAGAAACCACAGGCACGAGCGGUCGCGCUCCUACGAGCGAGCGAGUCAUCGCUAUGACCGAGACCACCCUGGCCACAGCAGGCACAGGCGGUGA